Molecule: messenger RNA, 1458 nt
Organism: Ananas comosus (pineapple)
Lineage: Eukaryota; Viridiplantae; Streptophyta; Magnoliopsida; Poales; Bromeliaceae
Product: F-box/kelch-repeat protein SKIP6-like
Molecular function (GO): protein binding
Source: RefSeq, a predicted model, not a curated record
CGCGCGCCUCGAUCCUCGCACCCGGAGCUCUGCCGCGUGUCCCGAUCCUGGCGCUCCCUCCUCCGCUCCCCGCUCCUCUUCUCCGUCCGAUCCGCCCUGGGCGCCGCAGAGCCCGUGCUCUGCCUCAACCUCCGCUCCCCCACCGACCAGUCGCGGUGGCUCCUCCUCCACCGGGGUCGCCGGAACCCUAGCCCCCUCCCCGCGCCGCCGCUCCCCUCCCUCGGCUCCGCCGCCGCCGCGCUCGGCCCCUUCCUCUUCGUCCUCGGCGGCUCCCUCGGCGGCGUCCCCUCCGCCGCCGUCCAGGUGCUCGACGCGCGCCUCCCCCGCUGGUCCCUCGGCCCCCGCAUGUCCGCGCCCCGCGAGUUCGCCGCCGCCGCCGCCCUCGGCGGCCGCAUCUACGCCGUCGGCGGCUGCGUCCCUAUAUCCGAGGCCUGGGCCGAGUCCCUCGACCCCUCGGCCUCCUCCGCCGCCGCCGCGUGGGUUGUCGUGCCGAGUCCGGCGCACGUCCGGGAGAAGUGGAUGCACGGGAGCGCCGUGCUCGCGGGGCGGCUCCUCGCGGUGGCGGAUCGCGGCGGGGUGGUGUACGACCCGGCGGCGGAGCCGCCGUGGGCGGCGGUGGCGCCGGGGCUCGAUCAGGGGUGGAGGGGGAGGGCGGCGGCGGUGGGGGGGAUCCUAUACUCGUACGAUUUCCUAGGGCACAUCAAAGGGUACGAUCCGGAACUGGAUGAGUGGAAGCGGGUGGAGGGGGUGGAGCGGGAGCUCCCAAAAUUCUUGUGCGGGGCAACACUUUCGAACCUGGGAGGAAUGCUGUGUGUGGUGUGGGAAGGGAAGGAGAAGGGAGAUCGCAGGAAGAAGGAGAUGGUGAUCGAUUGGGCCGGGAUUGAGGUCUCGAGAACGAGCGACGGGGGACUGAAAGGGAGGGUUUUGUGGGUGGAGUCUAUCGAGUUGGCGGUGCCAAGAGGGUCUUUCAUAGCUCAUUGCUUGGCUUUGGAGCUCUGAGCUUUGUGUGUGGCACAUUCGAAAGAUCGAAACUUCGGUUCCUGCAUCAUCCUAAUGCUCGAUUUCGGUAGAUAAGGAUAUCCAAUAAUGAGUUCACAUGGUUCGGCUUCUGGGUUAAUAAUGUGCAAGGUUAAACUUUGAAGUGGUUUGAACAGCUGCAGUUCCAAUCCUCAGAUGAGCCAGGUCAUGUUGAUAUUCUUUUCAAAUUCACAGAACUUGAUUUUCUGUAUAUAAGUAGGUUAAAUUCUCAGCUGUGUUCAUCUUUUGUAAAUAACAAAUCAGUUUAGUUUAAUUGGGAAUUUGUUCCUUUCUGAAACUCUUUCGUUUUUUGUAUUAAUUGUAUUAUUUUGCUAGAAGGGAGAAAGAACUCAAUUGAACCAGUGAGCUGUUUGUUUGUGUCACUUGAGAAAAACGUUAUGGAACAUUAUGUCAUUAAAGUUAAAAUCCUCUCUAGUAUCA